GUGUUGUUUUUAAUAUAAAAUAUACUGAUGAGAGGAAGAGUGAUAGACACACGACAGUAGAGCGCGUUCAAAUUGCGUACAGUUAGAAAUGCCACUUUCACGUUGUUGUUGAUUAAACUUUGAUUAAACACAACUAUUGUAGUUCAACUUAUUCCCAUAGAGGUGCGUAUUUUGUGUAGGCCUGUGUCACUUGUUGGUAUUCGCGGCGGACGUCCGUGGCGGGAUUUCCACAAUGUCGAAACAUGUCUCGAGAUUUUUGUGACGCACUACAUUUCCGCUCUGGUAUGUGCACAUGUAUUUAAAAACAACCGUGUUUUGAUGUCUGCGGAAUCCACUGGUCUAUUUUCCGCUGCGGAUACUCAUUCCACAAGUGCGACACCCGUUGUUGGUGUCUGAACGAGACCUAGAUGGACGGCUUGGAUGAAUUCGUUAACGGUCGUCAAAACGAGGAAAAAGAAAAUGUUAACCAAUAUUGGAACAAAAAUAACCAGCUGUUAUCUAAAGGUAAUCAACAAAAAAACAAUGAACAUAAUAAUAACAAAGAACAUUUUAUUGGUAUUUUGAAAACGCUUAGUGGUGAACUGUCUAAAUCUAUGUAUGAAGUCCCCCAACCCAAAAAACUAUCAGUUUUGGAACAAAUUCGUAUUCCGAUAUCGAGAAUGAAAGGUAGAGAAGAAAAUUUGCCUUCAAAGCAUAAACAAUAUCAUCGUAAACCCUCUACAGUGCCAAUCAACGAUGGCGAGGACUUUGUGCCCAAAAAAAUUAAACUGAGUCAAUUCACAUCGUCUUCGGGUUCAACGUCGAAUAAUGAAAGCAGUGUUUACAAGAGUAUGUCGAAUAAUAAUAGUAAUAGCAAUAGUGGUGAUAAACAAAAUCCCAAAUCAGACCAAAACUUGCCUAAAAUUGUCGAAAACAAAAGAAUUGUUAGUAAUUUAAAUAAUUACAAUAGCAGUAGCGAUGAGAGUUCUAGCGAUGAGAUUUCUGAAGAUGAGAGUUCUAGCGAUGAGAGUUCUGAAGAUGAUGAAGUUGCAGAAUUGGAAAGAGAGAUAGCGGAAUUAGAUAGACUUCCACCUCGACAAAAAUGUAUCAACGUUAAUGAUGUAACGUCAAAUUGUAAAUUUUUCAUUGAAAAUUUUGAAAAAUGUCAAUCAACGGCUAAUGUAGAUACUAACCAUAUGCCACACGAUUUAAGUUUAUUGAACUAUAUUCAAAACUUGAAAAACAAAAUAAAAUCUGUAUGCGAACCGAAGCGGUCGUUGUUUUAUAAAAAAUUAGUUAAAUCUUCAAAUAAUUUUGAAGUUUUUAAACUUAAAAAAUAUUCCGACAUAAUGGAGGAUAAUGGUAUGAUAAAUUUAUUCAAUGCUUUAAAAUCAUUCGAGAACAAACAUAAUUAUAAAUUAAAAUUUGUAAAAUCUAAAUUGGGGGAUGCUUUAAAACGAUAUAGCGCCAAUCGUGACAUAUGUUGGGACGUGGUGCAUUUAGAGUCCAACUCCAACAAAGACCUGUUGAAAUAUAAAUUGUGCUAUGGUGCCAUUCCAAUCACAUAUGUUGUAGAGCUAGAAACUCUAGUUUGCCGAAUUUUACUCGGCAAAUUAAAUAAUGAUGGCAAAAAAUCGAACGAUGAAAAAUAUCAAUUGCAGAAUAAGGAUUAUGAUUUGCUUGAAGGUGAACUAGAGCUGCUUAUUUUCAAUUAUUGGCAAAUUUCCACUCGUGAUAUGUUAGGAUACAAGGAGCAUUUAAGUCGCAAAAAAGAAAAAAUGGUGUUUUAUUAUAUGUUCAAAAAAUUGGAAUCAAAUAUUAUUCGCUUUGAUUUUGGUUUAAAUAAAGAGCAAGAACAAAUGUUCAUGGACAUUUUAAAACUGUACAAAUUGUAUGCGGCAUUUGAAAAACCAACCAUAUUGACUGCCGCAGGUUUGGCAUUUGUCAAAAAUUCAGCAUGUCAUUUAACUUCAUUUUUAGGAAAAGAGUAUGACUUAUGGUCAGUAUUUUUUCAUAAGUUCAAUUUGCACAGCACAGCUUUUGAAUUUACUAUAAAAACUUUGUUAAAGGAUCGAGAUAACAUUUUUCAAUAUCUAUUGACGAGGGUAUUGGAAAUUGAUCAAUUCAAUAAGUCUGGAUCUGCUAAAAGCUUGUGGUAUCAUGGUAUAACACAGAAGAUGACCCCUGAAAAAUUAGAGGAUACCAUAAUAUCCAAAAUUGAUGUCGUAUGCUGUCUAAGUUAUUAUUUCCCAAAAACAAAAAAUGUACCUCGAGCUAUGUGUGUUAAAUUGGACAAUUAUUAUGUUCUUUACAUUGACCUAUUUGUUUCAUUUAUUAUCAACAACAGCUUGUAUAAAUAUCAUAGAAAAUUAACAGUUGAAAAUUGUAACCAUUUUUUCAUAUUAAACGACCGAAGACACCAUGAGUAUUAUUCAGAAAAUUUCAUUCCAGCAUUUGAAACGAAACGAAUGGUAAGUUCGAUGAAAAUCAUGCUGAACAAACAACUCAACGCCCGCCUGGACGGUGGCCUUAAAUGGAACAUGCAGUUAGACACGGAAGUCCUUGUCCUUUUUUUUUUUUUAGUCCAUAAACACCUCAACUAUGCGUUGACGCCCGCGAUGCUGCGUGAAGGCCCUGUUCUGACAGAUGUGGAGUGGGCUAGUAUUUUUAUAAGGGACUUAGAUAAAAUGGAAAUGUUUUAUCUAAACAAAACCCGAUGGAUUGACAAACCGUGCAUGUUGGGCGGUGCCCCAGAUGAUUUAGAUUAUGAUCCAGAAACCGAAGAUUUGGACCCAUUAGAAAAUGUGUGCAGUUCUGAAUUUACUUACCGUCGUGGAACUGAGAACGAUGAUGGUUAUGCAUACAGUGUGAAAUUUGGACCAUCGUCAGACGAAGAAACUGAUUUUAAUUCAGACGAAAGCGAGGAAGAAGGAUUGGAUGAAUUAAUUAAUAAGAUAUUAAUUGAAAAAAAGAAUGAACGUCUAAUGGCAGAAUGCCGAUAUCUGAUUAAAGGGCAAGAACAUAAACUAUUUAAACGAAAAUUACCCCAAAAAAUACAAGACCGUGUAAAUAAAGUUGGUUAUUUUAAUAAAGUAACACAGAAAAAACAAAAAAAAACUGCCACGGAGGGAGAAAAAGUUGAAGAAGUCCAACCGAAAAAAUCAGAAAAAUCAGUACUUUGUGUAAAUAAAAGAACAUUUACAAAAAAGUUACAAAAUAUUUAUUAAAAUUUUAGAAAUGUUAACUAUUUGAUAUUUAGUUUAUUACUGGGAAAGAUUUUCCAAAUUUUGUUUAAUUGUAAUAUGUAAAGAUAUACAUGUUAAGAUUCUGAACAAUGAUAAAUCUGAUUACCUUGUCAUAACUCAAUACUUGUUAAUUUAUUGAUUUUUCUACUUAAUUAUACACUAUUUUUAUUCCAGUUUA
Messenger RNA from Myzus persicae (green peach aphid), 3402 nucleotides. RefSeq lists its product as uncharacterized. The transcript is spliced from 5 exons. The record is from RefSeq and is a predicted model, not a curated record. NCBI's taxonomy places the organism in Eukaryota, Metazoa, Arthropoda, Insecta, Hemiptera, Aphididae. The coding region runs from base 408 to 3206 and encodes 932 amino acids.